AUGCUGCAGCAGCAGCAGCAGCAGCGGCUGGACCUGCUGCUGUCUUUCUUGUGGCUCGGCUGCAGCAAGCUGCUGCGGCUCGCCAAAGCUGCUGCCUGGUGCACUCCCCCGCUGCUGCUGCUGCGGGACCGCGUUGCUGCUCUCGACAGGACCGACGUUCCUGCUGCUGCUCUCACGCAGCAGCAGCAGCAGCAGCAGCAGCAGCAGCAGCAGCAGCGCGGCGUGGGGGUGCGGCCGCAGGCCGCUGCAGAGCGCUUUUCCGUUGCUGCCGCUGCUGCGGCGGCACCCCCAGCAGCAGCAGCAGCAGCCGAGCCAGCAGCAGCAGCAGCAGCAGCAGCAGCAGCAGCAGCAAGUGAAGGAUCUUUUAUUUUGACAGCUUUGUCUGCCAAAGAAAUCCACAGGGGAUCUUUCGUGCGGCUGCUGCACCCCACAGCAGCAGGACUUCGGGUGUAUGCGCAGGUCGUGGGGGUUCCUGGGGACGUCUUGGCGAUCCCCUGGCAGCAGCAGCAGCAGCAGCAGCAGCAGCAGCAGGGAGAGGAGGGGCGGGAGGUGCUGCUGCAGCAGCUGCAGCACCCAAGCAUUGAGGCUAGGUUUGUCACCGCCGAAGACUUGCUGCUGCUGCUGCUGCGGCUGCUGAGAGACACAGAAAUCCAGUGGCAAAGGGAGCGCACUAAACGCCUGCAGCAGCAGCAGCAGCAGCAGCUGCUGCAGCAGCAGCAGCAGCAGCAGCAAGGGGAUGCGUGGGUGCAGUGCUUGCAGCGGAGGGAGGAGGAACACAGAGAGCAGCAGGCCAUCAUCCAGCAGCACAUAUUUGAGCUGCAGCAGCAGCUGCAGCAGCAGCAGCAGCGGAAGCAGCAGCUGCAGCAGCAGCAGCAGCUGCAGCAGCAGCAGCAAACUGACUGGUUCCUGCUGCUGCGGGUGCCGCAGGGCCGCUGCUGGGUAGAAAGCAUUGUGGCCCCAAACACAAACCCAUCAGCAGCAGCAGCAGCAGCAGCAGCAACAGCAGCAGCAGCAGCAGCUCCCUCUGCUGCUGCUGAAGCAAAAGGUGCUGCAGCACACAAAGAAGCAGCGAAGCCUGAAGACAAAAGGACGCCCGCAAAUCAACACAGCAGCAGCAGCAGCAGCAGCAGCAGCAGCAGCAGCAGCAGCAGCAGAGCAGCAGCAGCAGCAGCAGCAGCAGCAGAUGACAGCCACACUUUCGGGCUUGUGCCUCUCCCUCUAAUUGACGGCGUGCCGCUUCUUGCUGCGCCGGCCCCCCCGAAGCGCCGCAGCAGCAGCAGCAGCAGCAGCAGCAGCAGCAGCAGCAGCAGCAGCAGCAGCAGCAGCAAGUGGGGCGGCGUGUGGGAAGUGUUUUCUUUUUUUUCAAUUUUAAAUGAAUUUAAAAUUGCAGCAGCAAAUGAAAUCAAAGACAAAAGCCCCAAAGGCACACGGCUGCUGCUGCACCAGCCUUACCCAAAGCCUCCUGCAUAG
Molecule: messenger RNA, 1470 nt
Organism: Eimeria necatrix
Lineage: Eukaryota; Apicomplexa; Conoidasida; Eucoccidiorida; Eimeriidae
Exons: 1
Coding region: 1-1470 (489 amino acids)
Source: RefSeq, a predicted model, not a curated record